Messenger RNA from Aphanomyces astaci, 285 nucleotides. RefSeq lists its product as hypothetical. Lineage: Eukaryota; Oomycota; Saprolegniomycetes; Saprolegniales; Verrucalvaceae. Bases 1 to 285 code for a protein of 94 amino acids. The transcript is spliced from 2 exons. The record is from RefSeq and is a predicted model, not a curated record.
AUGUAUCUUCGGGAGAACACUUUGGCCUCGCGAGAGGACAUCUUGGGUACGGUUACAACAUUCUUCUUACAGCUCGCUGCUCAAGCCGUCCAGCAGGUCGACGGGAUGCGUGACAGCAAUGGUCUGACAUACGCGCCCAAGGUCAUGAUCAAAUGCGGCAUUGCGCUCGACAUCACAGGUCGAUGGCAUGAGAAGCAGGUCACACCCGACCUGUCAGCAAUUAUAACCAAGUACCCCCCGCACUACGAUGGCGGGCAAGUUCCUUCCCCGAGCUCAUCCAUUUGA